Messenger RNA from Artibeus jamaicensis (Jamaican fruit-eating bat), 915 nucleotides. It is a transcript of the gene TMEM179B, whose product is annotated as transmembrane protein 179B. Bases 3 to 719 code for a protein of 238 amino acids. The transcript has 5 exons. The record is from RefSeq and is a predicted model, not a curated record. NCBI's taxonomy places the organism in Eukaryota, Metazoa, Chordata, Mammalia, Chiroptera, Phyllostomidae.
GCAUGAGGCGGGGCUUGGGCGGUUGCUCCCGGGGCCGCGCUUCCGGGUGCGAGGAAGCCAUGGCCCUCCCCUGCCUACAGCGCAUCGAGCUAGUGCUCUAUGCCGCCGCCUUCCUUUGUGGAGCCUUGGCGGCUGCGACACUAACCCGGACCCAGGCCUCCUUUAGUGGCAGCUGUCCCCUGUAUGGUGUGGCCACCCUGAACCAUUCCUCCCUGGCCUUAUCCGGAGGCUCAGCCCCCUCCCUCUGCUACUUUGUGGCUGGGGCCUCUGGCCUCCUGGCCCUCUGCUGCCUCCUGCUUCUACUCUUCUGGGUCUACAGCAGCUGCAUUGAGGACUCCCAAAGAGGCCCACUGGGGCUCCGCAUCGCACUGGCCCUCUCAACUAUAGCCAUCUUCCUGGUCUUAGUGUCUGCCUGUGUCCUUCAAUUUGGCACCAGUGCUCUCUGCAACUCCAUCCUCUCUCAGAAUACUACAAUUAGCUGCUCAGAAGCCCAGAAAAUUCCAUGGACACCCCCUGGAACCGCUCUGCAUUUUUACUCCAACCUACACAAUGCCGAAAACUCUUCUUGGGUGCAUCUGGUAUUGUGGUGUGUGGUCUUGGUGCUCCAGAUCAUGCAGUUGAAAUCUGAAACCAUCCCAUUCCGGCCUCUGGAGAGGGGGGAUCCUGAGUGGAGCUCUGUAACAGAUGUUCUGGUCAGGCCACGCCUUUCCCACCCCUGAAGCAUAAUGAGACUGCUUCCUGCAGCCUAUUUCUCCAUGCCCAAGUGCCUGCGAUCCUCUUGCCCCGACUUGGCCCAGCUGUUUAUGCUGGGAGCCUCAGUUUUCCCUCCAAGAGGGAAAGUUGAUGAUAGGCCCCCUCCAUCGCCCUUCUAACAGCUGUUGUUAUACCAAUAUAUGAUAUUAUUUUUUCCCUUCA